Messenger RNA from Prionailurus viverrinus (fishing cat), 3521 nucleotides. Its product is annotated as zinc finger protein 773-like. NCBI's taxonomy places the organism in Eukaryota, Metazoa, Chordata, Mammalia, Carnivora, Felidae. Bases 771 to 2396 code for a protein of 541 amino acids. The record is from RefSeq and is a predicted model, not a curated record. The transcript has 5 exons. Gene Ontology annotation, molecular function: RNA polymerase II cis-regulatory region sequence-specific DNA binding; DNA-binding transcription factor activity, RNA polymerase II-specific. Gene Ontology annotation, biological process: regulation of transcription by RNA polymerase II.
GCAUCCCUGAGGACCGAGGCCCGGGUGGUGUGAGGCCCUUGAGCGGCCUUUGUGGCCCAAUACUGUUGCCUGCCUCUCCCAGCCUUGCUUUUCUGUAGGUUCUUGUUGGCUGCAGAUUUGCUUCCAGACCGUGCAGAGGGUCAUGAGGGGUGUCUCUGCUCAGUUCCCAUCUACGUGGUCUCCAGGAUUCUGUGACUCUUUCCCCACUACUCUCCCCACCCCUCCAUCCUAGAUCCCUGGACGGUGAUCACCUAAGGUCGGGGGCCUGAGUCCAGACCGGGAAUUUAACAGAUUGGUUCCCAUUCCUGGCAACCAGUGGCAUUAGGUUUAUAAGGCAUCACAUUCACAGUGAGAAACAUUGGAAAAUGCUAGAGGUGAGGCUGGGCCAUGAAUGCUCAUGCAACUUUAGGUCUCUGUUGUGUGUGGUGGAAACAGCAGGAAAUAGAAAUUGGAGCUGGAGUAGUGGCCAGGAGCAGACGUGGGGAGGUGGCAGCCACAAUAGUCAGGUGAGUGUUGGUGGCGGCUGCAGAGGCGGGAGAUAUAUUGGAAUCUGUGUCUGCUUAUCAGUAGGUCUGAGCAGACUUUGUGACGUGGAGGGUGGGAGGAAGAAGUACAAGAGUCCGUGGUGGCUCCGAGAUGUUUGGUCUUAGCAGCUGGAAGCGGGCACGUAGCACCAGGGCCGACUCGGUGGUAAGAGUCAUUUUCAGCGGGAAUACCAGGAGUCGGGUUUGGGCUGUGUCGAAUGAGAUGCCUCAGGGACCCUCAAGUGGAUGUGUCGAGGGGGCGCCCAGACACACAAGUCUGGAGCUGAGGUGAAGCGCUCAGAUUGGAGACGCCCAUGGUACGGACGGUGCGUGGAUCAGAAUGGAGCCGUGGAUCAGAUUUGGCAGGAGCAUCUUCAGGCCCUGGUGGCGAUGCCAUAUGCUCCGGGCUCCCCAGGCUCCUGUUCUGACCUUUGCUGGGACCAGGAGAUUAGCUCAAGAUCACAUGGGGUCUUCGGGGAGAAUUGGCCAGCCUCGUGUGAGAGACGGGUUGGCUUCGGCUCACAGAAGUGUCAGAGGAAACUGAGACGGGGCUGUGUGACCUUUGAGGACGUGGCUGUCCGCUUCUCCUGGGAAGAGUGGGGUCUCCUUGAUGAAGCCCAGAGACUCCUGUACCGUGAUGUGAUGCUGGAGAACUUUGCACUGAUGGCCUCUCUGGGACUUGCGUCUUCCAGGAGUCAUGAAAUUACCCAGUUGGAGUGGUGGAGACAGCCCUCCUUGCCUCCCCGUGGAGUCAUGACUGCAGCCAUGCCAAGAGGUCUGCGGCGUAGAGCAGAGGUCGAGGAAGCGCCUUCUGGGCAGAGUGUUUAUGUAGAAGGAGUGUUCAGAGCAAAACUUCAACAGCAGAAGCUGCACUGUGGAGAGAGAUCUUUAAGGAGAGAAGAGGGCGAGGAGGGUGGGAAGGACUUUCCAGUUAGUGCUGGUUUUCUUAACCAUCAGGUGACCCACAGUGGAGGGAAGCCACAUAGGAGCACCGAAGGUGGGGAGGCCUUCCAGCCUGGAAAAAGGCAUUACGAAUGCAGUGAAUGUGGGAAAGCCUUUGGUCAGAAAUACUUACUUGUUCAGCACCAGAGACUACAUACUGGAGAAAAGCCUUAUGAGUGCAGUGAAUGCGGGAAGUUAUUUAGCCAUAAAUCAAACCUUUUUAUACACCAAAUAGUUCACACUGGAGAAAGGCCUUACGGGUGUAGGGAGUGUGGAAAAUCCUUUAGCCGCAAUGCCGACCUCAUUCAACACCAGAGAGUCCACACUGGAGAAAAGCCUUUUACAUGCAGUGAAUGUGGAAAAGCUUUCAGGCAUAAUUCCACGCUGGUUCAGCAUCACAGGAUCCACACUGGAGUGAGGCCUUAUGAGUGCAGCCAAUGCGGGAAAUUCUUUAGCUUUAACUCAAGCCUCAUGAAACACCAGAGAGUUCACACUGGAGAAAGACCUUAUAAGUGCAGUGAAUGUGGGAAAUUCUAUAGCCACAAGUCAAGCCUUAUUAAUCACUGGAGGGUUCACACUGGAGAAAGGCCUUACGAGUGCAGCGAAUGUGGGAAAUUUUUUAGCCAAAGCUCUAGCCUCAUGCAACAUCGAAAAGUUCACACUGGAGAAAAGCCUUUUAAGUGCAACGAAUGUGGGAGAUUCUUCAGUGAGAAUUCCAGCCUCGUUAAACACCAGAGGGUUCACACUGGAGUGAGACCUUAUGAGUGCAGGGAAUGUGGGAAGUUUUUUCGCCACAGCUCCAGCCUUGUUAAACACCGGAGGAUUCACACUGGAGAAAUGCCUUAUGAGUGCAGUAAUUGUGGGAAAUCCUUUAGCCAGCGUUUCAACCUCAUUCAACACCAGAAAGUUCACAGUGGAGAAAGGUCUUGAAUGCAACUAAUGUGGAAAAGCCUUUUACCAAAGGUCUGCUCUGAUUCAGCAGUGGAAGCUUCAGUCCAGAUAGGCUGAUGAAUACAGUCAAUGUGAAGAGUCUUUUGGCUUCAGCCACAGACUUAACCUUGUUGGGCAUCAGAAUGUUCACACUGGAGAGAAGCUUUAGGAGUGCAGUGCACGUGUGGUCUCACGGGCAUCCUAACUUCAGACAGAGGAGCUCUGCACAUAGCCUUCGUGAGGGAGCCGCAGUGGACCAUCACUCAUCCAGCUAUGCUGACAUACUGCCUCCUGAGAAGGUCGGCCUCUGCCUCGGAGCUCCAGGAAGAGGGAGUCCCGUGUUCCUGGAUGUAUCCAUUUGGAGCAGAGUUUCUACCUCUGUCACUGGAAUGGGGAGAGGUAAUGGUCUUGGUUCAGAUGUGACUGGCUCUUGCUGCUCUUACUGAAUAUUAGGUGUUCUUGAGGAAAUGUUUUCUUGUUUGCCGUAUACCUUUAGGACCAUUUCCAGAGACUUUAAGUUGUGUUUUUAUAAUUUUCCCCAAUUUUAAUAAGCAGGCCCACAAAGUUCCUCACACUGUCAUGCAGGAAGUUGAUCUAUUUAACUGUGUAAGAACUUGCCAAGUUGUGUCCUAGAUAGCUGUGACAUUUCAUAUUUCCUCCUAGAGUAUAUUCGAUUUCCAGUUUCUUCACAUUGCUGACCUUUGUAUGUAAGACACAGGCCCUUUAUUCAUUUCAGCCACUCUAGUAGGUGUGUGGUUUUACCUUGCAUCUCCAUAGUGAGUCAGUGUUGAGCAUUAUUCUCUGUGUUUAUCUGCCACCGAUGUAUCUUCCUUAGGGAAUUGUCUGUGGUUUUUUGCCUACUUUUAGAAAAAUUGGUUGGUUUCUUACUAUUUUGUGAUUUGAUAUAUUCUACAUAGAUAGAAGUUCCUUAUUUGGUGUAUCUUUACCAGUGUUCUCUCACAGUCUGUGCCUUUGAUUUUCAUUUCUUAACAGUCUCUUCCCUAGGGCAGAAUUUAUUAAUUUUCAUGAAGUUCAAUUUAUUUGUUAGUGACUGCACAUUUGGUAUUCUCUUCUUUUUCUUUUAUGGUACUAUAUCUUGUCUGUAAAUAAAAGUCUUUCUGCGUA